This is a messenger RNA of Ipomoea nil (Japanese morning glory), 2524 nucleotides long. RefSeq names its product 30-kDa cleavage and polyadenylation specificity factor 30-like. Gene Ontology annotation, cellular component: nucleoplasm. Lineage: Eukaryota; Viridiplantae; Streptophyta; Magnoliopsida; Solanales; Convolvulaceae. Bases 64 to 2100 code for a protein of 678 amino acids. The transcript is spliced from 7 exons. Gene Ontology annotation, biological process: regulation of mRNA splicing, via spliceosome; mRNA splicing, via spliceosome. Gene Ontology annotation, molecular function: metal ion binding; N6-methyladenosine-containing RNA reader activity; mRNA binding. The record is from RefSeq and is a predicted model, not a curated record.
CACCAAUUUAGGCACCAAAACCCCAAUUCCUGAGAAAGCAUAAACAGCAAAACAAAGUACGUAAUGGACGACGGAGAAGGAGGUCUAAGCUUCGACUUCGAGGGAGGUCUGGAUACGGGCCCCACUCACCCUACUGCCUCCGUGCCGGUGCUCCAGUCAUCGGACCAGAAUGCUGCGAUUGCUGGUCCGAACUCUAUUAAUCCCUCAAACGUCGCUUCAGCCCCUGCCGGCGCCGCCCCCGACGGUGGUGGAAUGGGCGGAAACCGCCGGAGCUUCCGCCAGACUGUGUGCCGGCACUGGCUGCGGUCUCUCUGCAUGAAAGGCGAUGCCUGCGGCUUCCUACACCAGUACGACAAGUCCAGGAUGCCCGUAUGCCGCUUCUUCCGGAUUUAUGGCGAGUGCCGCGAACAGGACUGUGUUUAUAAGCAUACCAAUGAAGACAUCAAGGAGUGCAACAUGUACAAAUUGGGAUUUUGUCCAAAUGGUCCUGACUGCCGGUAUAGGCAUGCUAAACUUCCUGGACCUCCACCUCCUGUAGAAGAGGUUCUUCAAAAAAUUCAACAAUUAGUAUCCUACAACUAUGGUUACUCAAACAAGUUUAACCAGAACCGGAAUGCAAAUUUUGCACCCCAGGCAGAAAAAUCUCAGAAUGCACAGGGACCUACUGGUGCAAGUCAAGCCAUUAAAACUUCAACUACAGAAUCAGCUUUUCCUCAACAGCAGCCAAAUCAACAAGUUCAACAGGUCCAGCAACAGGGCAGCCAGGGUCAAACACUUUCCACUGGACAGCAAAAUCAAACCAAUAGGAGUGCAAUACCCCUACCUCAAGGAACAUCUAGGUACUUUAUAGUCAAAAGUUGCAAUCGUGAGAAUCUGGAAUUGUCAGUACAACAAGGAGUAUGGGCAACUCAAAGAAGCAAUGAGGCUAAACUAAAUGAAGCAUUUGAUUCUAUGGAAAAUGUCAUUUUGAUCUUUUCAGUGAAUCGAACUAGACACUUUCAGGGUUGUGCAAAGAUGACAUCCAGAAUUGGUGGUGCUACUAAAGGAGGAAAUUGGAAGCAUGAGCAUGGAACUGCACAUUAUGGACGAAACUUUUCUGUCAAAUGGUUAAAGCUAUGUGAAUUGUCCUUCCAGAAGACUCGUCAUUUGAGAAACCCAUACAAUGAGAACUUACCAGUGAAGAUUAGCAGAGAUUGUCAAGAACUAGAGGCCUCUGUUGGGGAGCAGUUGGCUUCCCUGUUGUAUCUUGAGCCAGACAGUGAACUUAUGGCAAUCUCACUCGCAGCAGAAUCAAAACGAGAGGAAGAGAAGGCAAAGGGUGUGAAUCCUGAGAGAGGGAAUGAGAAUCCAGAUAUUGUACCAUUUGAAGACAAUGAAGAAGAGGAGGAAGAAGAAAGUGAGGAAGAGGAUGAGAGCUUUGGUCAAGCUUUUGGACCAGUGGCCCUAGGCAGAGGAAGGGGCCGGGGAACAGCUUGGCCUCCUAUGAUGCCUUUAGGACGUGGUGCCUGGCCACUCCCUGGAAAUCCUGGGAUGCGGGGGUUUCCCCCAGGGAUGAUGGGUGAAGGGUUUCCCUAUGCUGGAGUAACACCUGAUGGUUUUCCUAUGGAUGUAUUUGGCAUGGGCCCACGUCCUUUUGCUCCAUAUGGUGGUCCAAGGUUCUCCGGUGAUAUGAUGUUUCAUAAUCGUCCGCCAAGUGGUGGAUUUGGAAUGAUGAUGGGUCCAGGAAGGGGGCCAUACAUGGGUGGAAUGGGUCCCGGAUCUGCAGGCCCACCGAGACCUGGUCAACCAGUUGGGAUGGCUCCAUCAUUCGCCCCACCUCCAUCACAAGCCCUGCAAAAUUCUUAUCGGGGUAAAAGAGAUCCGAAAGCACCAGGUAGUGAUAGAAAUGAUAGAUUCAGUUCAGGGUCAGAUCAAGGUAAGGAUAAAGAGAUGGCAAGUUCAGCCGGGGGACCCGAUGACAAAGCUCCUUAUCUGCAAAAUAGUCUUAGAAAUGACGAAAGUGAAAGCGAGGAUGAGGCACCAAGAAGGUCAAGGCACGGUGAAGGAAAGAAGAGGCGUGGUAGCUUGGAGGCGGAUGCAACAACUCCCCCCGAGAAAUAAAUGGAGUGCAAUAAUCGAGUUUGGAAGUUAUCUUUCCUCUACAGUCAUUCUAACAGGACUCAACAGUAUAUAUGCUACAGAAGGCAAAACAUGGAAGCCAAAGAGAUCCAUUUGGAGGGAAAAACAGAAACGCCCAACAUUCUCUAUAAAGAUGAAAACGAGCCGGCAAAGAACGUUGCAGCUCAGUCAAGUCUGAGAAAACUGCUCCAUUUUGGAUUUUGCUUGCACUGAAUUGUGUAUAUUAUGCCCAAAAAAGGGUAGAUGGGAUAGAAUUCAGAUAUCUAACUCAUUUAAGUAAAACUAGCAAAUUAUUUUGAGUGAUUUUUGAGUUAUAGACGUGACCCACAAUUUAUGGGAUUGGAUUAUUUUGGCUUAGGACUUAUUGAUCCCCAUUUUAAGUUUUUAACUCUACCAUGAUUCUUUA